AUGCCAUUUUGGUUCCUGACGUUGUGUAUUAUAGUUUUCUUACUGUCGAGUGCCAGUACGUAUUUCCAAGCUAAGAGGCGCUACUUUAUCCUUACUUGUCUUGGUAUCACGGGAAUUUUAUUUAGUCUUUCUUUUCUUAUUGCUGCCAUCUCACUUCCAGAAGAUAAAACAUUUGAAAAUUUGAAUGAAAAAGAAGUCGUCAUUUGUCACGUCACAGGAAUAUUGUUUGCAAUACAAUCAAUGGCUAUUUUAUCUAUAGUAUUCGCCUUAUCAAUUGAUCUUUUUAUUACGUUUAGAAUCAAAGAUGGAGCAAUAAAAGAUAGUUUCAUAUUGAAAUCUAUCAUUAUCUUUUAUUGUUGUAUUCAACCUACCCUAUUCAUAGUAAUAAAUAUAAUUUUAAUGUUAAUUGAAGAUAUUCGAAUUAUUCAUAUAGAGAAAAGUGGAUGGUGUAAUGUUAGAAUGGGAGGAAACCGUUGGGGCGUAUUAUUCGUAAGAGCGAUUCCUCUUUGGUUUAUUUCAAUUCCCGGAGCAUCGAUAGCAUGUGCCGCCAUUUUUCCUUCUUUGGUUAUGGCAAUUAAAUCUCGCAUUAAGAAUCAGGAAUCUCGAAGUCAAUCAACGAUGUUGUCGCGAAAUCGCACCUCCAAGGAAUACUCGAAUGAAAUUGUACCUCGUUCAACUUCACCAACUUCGGCAACAUCACCGGCUCCGGACGGUUCUCCAUCUGAUUUAUCGCCAUCGACAUUUCAAAGUUCUAAUAGGAUAUCUAAUGAGAGAAUGGCUUUAUAUUGUAUCAUAUAUUCAGCAAUAAAUGUACCACAUAGUAUUUAUGGUCUAAUUAAAUUUUUUGAUUAUUGGAAAGGAAAUAAAAUUUUAAAUAAGGAAGAUGCGUUAUUUUCGGAUUAUUUAACAGCUGGAAUUUGUAUGGCAACAUUUAUAUUAGCGUUUUUCAUAUUUUCGACAAAUGACUCAUCUUUAAAGCAAUAUAAACAAGCAUGUUUUUGGUGGAAACUGAAUUGUUUUAACCCAUUUUAUGGAUUUAUUACAAGGCGAAAAAAAGAUUCAAUUCAUGUAGAUAUAGUAGGAGCAAACGUGACAAAGGAUCCUAGAGAAAGUAUUAACGCAAGAACAAUUUUACCAGAAGAAAAUAAUAUUUCUUCAAAUGAAACGCAAGAUAAUUUAGCGGUUAUGGUUUCAAGUAAAAAUAGCAUAACAUCAAAACAUAAGAAAAGGUGGUCAAUUUUUACUACUUCACAGGAAAGUUUAGUAGAAUCAGAAAGAGCGAGGAAGAAACGUCCAUCAACUGAAGGCACAAUAACAUUCACUAUAGAUGAAAAUUCAUCUCCUACAGCACUUUUAUUUAAUCAAAAUACAAAUCUACAUACUCAUAAUUCGUCAAUGUCUUCAACAUCAAUUUAUUCAUCAAGUACCGCUAUAGCUAUAGAACCUUCUGAAACUUUAUCACCGCAAAGUAAUAAUGAUCCACCAGAUAAACCAAUAGCUAUUCCAAUUUGGGGAGGACUAUCGCCUGCACCAAGGAGAAUUCCACCCCAUUAUAAUCCUUUAAGAGAUUAUGAAGAUAAAGAUGAAGAAGUUACUAUCAAACGAUCAUCUUCACCGCAAAUACGACAUAUUCAAAUAAAUCCGCGCCAAACAGCUUCCGCACCAACAUCACCAACGUUACUACAAUAUCGUUCACGCUCACCACCUGGAUUAAGUCAUAUGAGAACAAGCAGAAUGUCAACCGAUCGUUAUAAUUCACGUAGACCUACGUCUCCAUUACGUAGUCCUUCGUCACUAAUAUCAAAUAACAGAUCAUCUGGUAGUUCUUCGACAAAUUAUGUCAAUAGUUCCCAAGAAACACCUACAAGUACGUUUGAAGAUAUGCAAGAGGAAUAUGAAGAUGAUGGAACGGAUCCCUUUCCAUCAUUACUAAAGCUAGGGAAAACCUUUAAUGAUGGUAUAGGAUCCUGGAGAUCUUCAAAUCCAUUAACACUUGGUACAAGGUCCGUCAGAUUGAGUAAUAGUGGUGCAUUUAAUUCAAGGGUAUGGGACAGACCGGACACGGAAGCUAUAAGCAUAAUAUCAUCAUCCUCAACUAUGGAUUCGCUAAGAAACACAGGAAAUCUUUCCAGAAGCGGUAGUUUACCGAUAACGAAUUAUGUUAAUGGUAAUAAUAGUAGGAUCGAGAGUCAAAAAAAAUGA
This is a messenger RNA of Funneliformis geosporum, 2202 nucleotides long. Lineage: Eukaryota; Fungi; Glomeromycota; Glomeromycetes; Glomerales; Glomeraceae. The record is from the annotation of a GenBank genome assembly.